UCAGGAACACCUCUAUGGUUUAUGACACAGGUUUCUCCUAUCAAGAACGAACACGACCAAGUGGUAUUAAUUAUAUGCACGUUUAAGGAUAUAACAGCUCUAAAGCAGCCGAUAGAGGAUGACUCGGUUAGAGAUGAUGACAAUAGAUGCAGAUGUGUUACCGCAACAUAGACUCGAAGCACUUAAAACACCGCCUCAUAUUAUUUUACACUAUUGCACAUUCAAGACAAUUUGGGAUUGGAUAAUACUUAUGUUAACCUUCUACACAGCCGUAGCAGUGCCUUUAAAUGUGGCCUUUCAGUCGAAAUCACCAGGAGUCUACGUCGUAUUAGUAAUCGACGCAAUUGUAGAUAUAGUUUUUUUCAUAGAUGUAAUAUUGAACUUUCAUACAACAUUUGUCGAACCUGGCGGUGAAGUUGUUUCCGAUCCAAAGAUCAUCCGCAUGAAUUAUCUUAGAUCUUGGUUCAUUAUCGACCUGUUGUCAUGUCUACCGUAUGACGUCAUCAAUGCGUUCGAAGAUACGCGCUACUAUAUGCCACUAUCUUCGGAACAGUUACCACUAUAUUUCAACAGUUUACGUCGGCAACAGUUAGAUAUCAUGAAAAUCUGAAAAAAUGUAAGAGAGUUCAUGAAGCUACACCAGGUGGACAGAGCUCUCAGUGAACGAGUUAUGGACUAUACCGUAUCUACCUGGUCAAUUACAAAGGGAACCGACUCCAGAAAGGUAUGGUAGCCCAUUUAUUAGCUAAUACUAGAAUUAUAUAUUACUAUGUCCGUUUGAACAUCAGAACAGGGCUUUUCCCUAUUGCUCUAAUGAGAAAUGAAGUUGAAAGUGCAACAAAUAUAAAAGUCGUUAAAAGGUAUAAAGUUAAAAAAAAAAAAAAAAAAAAAAAACGGAAAACCAA
This is a messenger RNA of Anneissia japonica, 905 nucleotides long. Its product is annotated as potassium voltage-gated channel protein eag-like. NCBI's taxonomy places the organism in Eukaryota, Metazoa, Echinodermata, Crinoidea, Comatulida, Comatulidae. Gene Ontology annotation, biological process: potassium ion transmembrane transport; regulation of membrane potential. Gene Ontology annotation, molecular function: voltage-gated potassium channel activity. Gene Ontology annotation, cellular component: membrane. The record is from RefSeq and is a predicted model, not a curated record.